GGACAUAGAUCCAUCCGGCUUCAAAGUCGUCUUCGGGAUCUUGCUUGCUUCUGAACAAUUCGAUUUUUGAUAUUGUUUCCAAGAGGAGUACCUGGAUAACUGGGGGCUCACAAUGGUUGUCCUCGCAGCGUCCAUAUGCACAAGGGGUGGUAAAGCUGUCCUAUCCCGUCAAUUUCGAGAGAUUGCUCGAUCGCGCGUGGAGGCUCUAUUAGCAUCAUUUCCUAAACUCGCCGACUCGGGUACUCAACAUACCACUGUGGAGCAAGACAAUGUUCGAUAUGUUUACCAACCACUCGACGAGCUCUACAUGGUCCUCAUAACCAACCGGCAGUCAAACAUUCUCCAGGACAUCGAUUCACUCCAUCUAUUUGCUCAGGUGGUUACAAGCAUUUGCAAAAGCUUGGAUGAAAGGGAGAUUGUGAGGAACGCAUUCGAGCUAUUGAGUGCUUUCGAUGAAAUCGUCACUUUGGGCUAUAGGGAGAAUCUAUCCAUAAACCAAAUUAAGACAUUUCUUGAAAUGGAGAGUCAUGAAGAGAGGAUACAAGAGAUUAUUGCGAGGAACAAGGAACUUGAGGCGAGCGAAGAGCGUAAACGGAAGGCCAAACAAUUGGAGCUUCAACGAAAGGAGAUGUCACGAGGCAGUCGUGUGGUGUCUCCUCGAACGCCACAGUAUCCGACGUACACACCGCCGUCCCGGCCUAAGCCGGAAAUGUUUGACAGUUACGAGGCCGAAAAGAACAAAACUUACAACAGACCUACUGCACCAAAAACCAAGGGUUUGCAACUUGGGAAGAAAUCAAAGACCACGGAUAUGUUCGAACGAGUGCGUGGAGAGCUUGGUCCAGAGGCGGAAGAGUCUGCUCCGUUGGUUUCCAACGCGCCGGCAGCCGUCGAGGUUGCCUCUCCUCAAAGGGUGUCAUCGACCUCGGAUCGCGACGCUAUUCGUGUCACAGUCUCAGAAACAAUAACCGCAAAGCUCUCGAGGGAGGGAUCUUUGAAGUUCUUCGAAGUCAAGGGUGAUCUUCAACUCCGUAUCAGCGACGCCACACUUACAAAGGUCAGACUUGAUCUCAUCGCGGAGUCAGACAAUGGAGCUCAGUUUCGGACACAUCCCAACGUUGAUCGAACCUUGUUCAACAACGAGAAGGCGAUUCAACUCAAAGAUCCAUCCAGAGGUUUCCCGCCAAACAAUUCCGUUGGUGUUCUCAGAUGGAAAGCCAAUGCAAACGCCAACGCUGCUGAUGUCCUUCCAAUAACUUUCACCGUCUGGGUGAAUAAGAACGACGAGGACUCCUUCACGAUCACCGUCGAGUAUGAGCUGACCAGUGUAGACACGCUCAACGAUGUGAUGGUCACUAUACCAUACUCCACAAAUGAGCCGGUUAUUUCCAGCUUCGACGCAGUAUACGAAGUUUCAGGGGAUUCAUUGCUAUGGAAUAUAGGUUCUGUAGACGAGUCCAACCAGACUGGAGCUUUCGAAUUUGAAGCUCAAGCAGAAGACGAAAGCGAAUUUUUCCCCAUGAGCGUUCGCUUUUCGAAAACCAAUCCUUUUGUGGAUGUCGAUGUUUCGUCGGUCACAUUACUUGAUAUGAAUGAGGAAGUGUCGUUUUCCAAGGAUAUUAGAUCCGUUACUGAUUCCUACACCAUCGAGUAGGAGAAGGUAGCCUAGAUAUCAAUUGCGCGGGUGAUUGGCGCAAAAGGCCGGACACCUUCCUCUGGCGCGUGCUGAAUUUGGCCCGUUCUCAGAUGGCGAAGGCUUUGCUUGUACUUGCUUGAUUGAAUGGAUUAGUAAUCUCAACCACUUUAAGAAUGUAUGCGUGUGCAAUUUAGCAGUAGUGAAGAAUAUCUUUGCAAUCGGGAGUGGGGAGA
Molecule: messenger RNA, 1869 nt
Organism: Xylona heveae TC161
Lineage: Eukaryota; Fungi; Ascomycota; Xylonomycetes; Xylonales; Xylonaceae
Product: adaptor complexes medium subunit family protein
Exons: 5
Coding region: 113-1654 (513 amino acids)
Biological process (GO): endoplasmic reticulum to Golgi vesicle-mediated transport; Golgi localization; retrograde vesicle-mediated transport, Golgi to endoplasmic reticulum
Cellular component (GO): cytosol; COPI vesicle coat
Source: RefSeq, a predicted model, not a curated record